Molecule: messenger RNA, 487 nt
Organism: Ctenocephalides felis (cat flea)
Lineage: Eukaryota; Metazoa; Arthropoda; Insecta; Siphonaptera; Pulicidae
Product: TBC1 domain family member 24-like
Source: RefSeq, a predicted model, not a curated record
UUACUUUAUACGACAGAAGAACAUGGGUGUUCUCUUACAACGUUCUAUUUCCGAGUCGAACAACAUGAACCGACGUUACUAAUGAUCAAAACAUGUAAUAACGAGGUGUUUGGUGCUUACUGUUCUUCCCGUUGGUAUGAGCGCAAUAUGAAAGAUGAUCGAGGAAACAGACAAGCUUAUUUUGGAACGGGAGAAACAUUUUUAUUUUCAUUAUAUCCAGAACGUGCCAAGUCCUGGGUAGGAAUGGGAAGUGGUGACAAAGAGUCACUUGGCCAUGCUGCUGAACUGUUUAUGGCAGCCGAUUCGAAAAUGAUCACGAUCGGCGGAGGGCAAGGGCAAGCGAUUUGGAUGGAUGAAAACAUUCGCUUUGGCAAAACCGAUCAUUGCCAAACAUUUAACAAUCCCCCACUGUGUGCAAGUGGUGAUUUUGAGGUUCGAGUUUUGGAAGUCUAUGGGUUCUCUGGAGCAUGAGAUUUGUAAUUAUUUA